This is a messenger RNA of Trematosphaeria pertusa, 345 nucleotides long. RefSeq lists its product as uncharacterized. Gene Ontology annotation, molecular function: protein dimerization activity; DNA-binding transcription factor activity, RNA polymerase II-specific; RNA polymerase II cis-regulatory region sequence-specific DNA binding. The transcript has a single exon. The record is from RefSeq and is a predicted model, not a curated record. Gene Ontology annotation, biological process: regulation of transcription by RNA polymerase II. Lineage: Eukaryota; Fungi; Ascomycota; Dothideomycetes; Pleosporales; Trematosphaeriaceae. The annotation marks the transcript as partial.
AUGACGUCCCCAAAUAAACCCACGGACCCAAACGACCGCCCGCGCCUCACAGAAGCCCAGAAGAAGGAGAACCACAUCCGCUCCGAGCAGAAGCGGCGCGAGGCCAUCCGCGAAGGCUUCGACAGGCUCGCGUCAAUAGUGCCGGGCAUGGAAGGGCAGGGAAGGAGCGAAGCCGUCGUUCUGGAAGCGACCAUCAAAUACAUGAGGGAACAGAUUGUGGAAAGGCAGAGGAUCAUUGCGGAGGCGCAGGCGAGGGGGAUUGAUACUAGCAGCUGGGAGCUGCCGAAGGACACGAUCGAUGCUUGCGAAAUGCAGGCGAGGAGGCUCGAGCAGGAAGAACAGCAA